Prorocentrum cordatum is the source of this 769-nucleotide messenger RNA. Lineage: Eukaryota; Dinophyceae; Prorocentrales; Prorocentraceae. The record is from the annotation of a GenBank genome assembly.
CGAAUAUUCAGCUUGUUCUGCGGCUUCGCCAUCUCUAUGAUCAAGUUGCUCGUCAUGUUGUCUUCAGGAAGGUGGAGAGCCACACUGGGCAAUUUCUGAACGAGCGUGCUGAUCACUUGGCCGACUGUGGUGCCUGUGGGAUCCUACGUAACCCGGCUGAUGUUCAUCGCUGGGCAAGCUCCUGGAGCUAAUCUCUGCCGUCUUGGUCAGGAAGCCCCUGAUCUUUUUCAGCAUCACGGCUUCAUCAAUUUCAAGACUCCAGAGGCGGCCAGGGCUUUUGCGGCCGCGUGGCAUCGCUCCAGGCGCCUCGGCAUGGAGGACGAGACUGGCCAAGUGGUCCCCCUCAACGUCUCCAACGCUUCUCUGCAGGGCCUCGAGGCAAACCUGCGCAAGUGGACUGGCGCGCGGGUGACUCGCAUCAAGAAUCCAGAGUUCUUGCCUUUCGUCCUCAGGGACGCAGAGCCACAGCCGCGUGCCUGCGUGCUGGAGACCCCAGGUUCUGCCGCCAUCGAUGCGGCGAGGCCUCGCUGAGACCACAGGGCUUCUGCCAAUUGUACCUCGGAUGUGUCAUAGAAUUGGUAUUGGGCUUGGGCCCAAAUUGCUUUUUACAGAGCUGGCCACGGGAUAUCCACAAUUACGCCCGGUUUGGGCCACGUCGGUCUCACCGCCCAGCCUCCGACAGGCGCGCUGGUGCGUCGCAGUUGAGCGCGUUAGUGGCUCUCCGCUGUCGCGACCCAUAGAAACGUAUGUAGCUUGCGCUGGGACUCCU